ACAGAACCCAGCAGCUCCCAGUCUUCUCUGGUCUUGGAUGAGCGAAAGUUAGCAGAAGAUCUCUCACCUACUCAAAUAGAUAUCGGUCAGUUCGGUUCUUUAAAAGAAGACACAAAAAUGUCAAUUUCUGAAGGCACUGUUUCUGACAAGUCUGCAACUCCAGUAGAUGAGGUUGUAGCAGAAGACACCUAUUCCCAUAUAGAAGGAGUGGCUUCUGUCUCUACCGCCACUUUUUUUCCAGAACCAACUACUGAUGAUGUAUCUCCUUCUUUGCAUGCUGAGGUUGGAUCCCCCCACUCUACUGAAGUUGAUGAUUCCCUUUCAGUGUCAAUUGUACAAACACCAACAAUGUUUCAGGAAACAGACAUGUCUCCAUCUAAGGAAGAGUGCCCAAGGCCCAUGUCAAUUUCUCCACCAGAUUUCUCACUGCAAAAAACUGCAAAAUCAAGAACUCCAGUGCACAAUCACAGAUCUCCUGAGCAGUCAAUUAUGUCAGUAGAAUUUGGUCAGGAGUCCCCUGAGCAGUCUUUAGCAAUGGGUUUUAGUAGGCAAUCUCCAGACUAUCCUACUGUAGGCACUAGUAUACACCAUAUAUCUGAAAAUGGGCCAACAGAAGUAGAUUAUAGCCCUUCAGAUAUACAGGAGCCUAUUUUUGCACAGAAGAUUUCCCCUGUGGAGCAGUCAUCUUACUUUCAGGAGAAGGAUAUUUCAGAAGUUAUUUCAGUUUCUCAAAUUGAAGCUUCAUCCUCAACUUCAUCAGCUCAUACACCUUCCCAGUUAACUUCACCACUGCCAGAAGAAACUUUUUCAGGUGCUGUUCCACCCAGAGAUAUGUCAUUACAUUCUUCUUUUACUUCAGAAAAGAUGCAGAGCCUAGGAGAAAAGCUGUCACCAAAGUCUGAUCUCUCUCUAUUAACUCCAAGAGAAUCUUCUCCUGUCUACUCUCCUAGUUUUUCAGAUUCACCUCCUGCAGUCACAGCAGCAGUGUCAGCUAGUUACAUAUCUUCAUUGUCGCUGCAAGUGUCUUCUAUCAAAGCAUUUGGUUACCAGGAACCCCUAACAAAGCACAGUCCAGAACCUUUAAUCAGCCCAGAAAAAGAAGAUUCAGAGAAAAGCAGCAAGUCACCAGAAGAACUUAGUUAUUCUUACAAGGCCACCGAGAAAACUACUAGAUCACCAGAGGAUGUUAGCUACUCCUGUGAGGCAGUUGCAAAAUCUAGAUCACCUCAGGCCACAGAUUAUUCCUAUGAGAGAACUAGGAAAUCUACCAUAUCACCCAAUACUAUGGAUUACUCCUAUGAGACAACAGGGAAAGCCACCAGCUCACCUGAAGCCACAGAUUACUCAUUUGAGACAAAUGGGAAAAUCACCAGGUCAUUCGAAGCUACCAGCUAUUCCUAUGAAGCAAGUGCACAUUUUACUCCAGGAAAAUCAUUAGCAGAAUCCCGUCAAGAUGUUGACUUAUGCCUUAUGUCCUCCAGUGAAUAUAAAUAUCCUAAAACUGAACUUUCACCAUCAUUUAUCAACCCAAAUCUCCUUGAGUGGUUUGCAAGUGAAGAACAGCCUCAACAUCAAGAGAAGCCAUUAACUCAAUCUGGGGGAGCCCAGCCACCUUCUGGGGUAAAGCAACAAGGGCGACAGUGUGAUGAAACCCCUCCCACAUCCAUGAGUGAGUCUGCCCCAUCUCAAACCGAUUCAGAUGUUCCCCCCGAGACUGAGGAAUGCCCUUCCAUCACUGCAGAUGCUAACAUUGACUCGGAAGAUGAGUCAGAAACAAUUCCUACGGAAAAGACCAUUACAUACAAACAAAUUGACCCACCACCUGUCCCAAUGCAGGAUCACAGCCCUUCCCCUAGGCACCCUGAUGUCUCCAUGGUUGAUCCAGAGACUUUGCCCACUGACCAGUAUUCGGGUAAACCUUUGAGGAAGGACCUCAAAGAAAAGACAAAGGCAAAAAAGCAGAGUACUAAGACCAAGUUGUCUUCUCCUGUUAAAAAAAGUGAUGGUAAAUCAAAACAAGUGCCUUCACCAAAACCAACUGUAAAAGAAUCUUUAGACAAAAUUUCCAAAACAGCUUCUCCAAAAAAGAAGGAGUCUGUGGAGAAAGGAACCAAAAAUAUCUCUAAUCCAGAAGUAAAGUCUCGAGUGGAAGACAAAGUUAAGGACACCAAGAAUGCAGCAAAUACAACAACGUCCAAGUCAGCAAAGACUGCAACCACAGAACCUGGGAAUAGUAAGUCAGUAAAAUCUAUAGCAGUGCCGCCAGGACCUCCAGUGUAUUUGGAUCUGGUGUACAUUCCCAACCACAGCAAUAAGAAGAAUGUCGAUGUCGAGUUUUUCAAGAGGGUACGGUCAUCCUACUAUGUGGUGAGUGGGAACGAUUCUGCAGCUGAGGAGCCAAGCAGGACUGUUCUGGACUCCCUGCUGGAGGGCAAGGCCCAGUGGGAGAAUAACAUGCAGGUGACCUUAAUCCCAACCCAUGACUCAGAAGUGAUGAGGGAAUGGUACCAAGAGACCCAUGAGCAGCAGCAGGACCUCAACAUCAUGGUUUUGGCAAGCAGCAGCACUGUUGUUAUGCAAGAUGAAUCUUUUCCCGCAUGCAAGAUUGAACUGUAA
Mesitornis unicolor (brown roatelo) is the source of this 2616-nucleotide messenger RNA. Its product is annotated as microtubule-associated protein 1B-like. Gene Ontology annotation, biological process: regulation of microtubule depolymerization; microtubule cytoskeleton organization; dendrite development. The record is from RefSeq and is a predicted model, not a curated record. Gene Ontology annotation, molecular function: actin binding; microtubule binding. Gene Ontology annotation, cellular component: dendrite; microtubule associated complex; neuronal cell body. NCBI's taxonomy places the organism in Eukaryota, Metazoa, Chordata, Aves, Mesitornithiformes, Mesitornithidae.